Propithecus coquereli (Coquerel's sifaka) is the source of this 943-nucleotide messenger RNA. It is a transcript of the gene CLEC5A, whose product is annotated as C-type lectin domain family 5, member A. The record is from RefSeq and is a predicted model, not a curated record. Gene Ontology annotation, biological process: innate immune response. Gene Ontology annotation, molecular function: virus receptor activity. The transcript has 4 exons. NCBI's taxonomy places the organism in Eukaryota, Metazoa, Chordata, Mammalia, Primates, Indriidae. The coding region runs from base 1 to 609 and encodes 202 amino acids.
AUGACAAAUAAUGGUAGUAGUUUGAUGGAUGGUUCAAAGAAAGAAAAUAUCCAAAAAUUUCUAACUCAGAGUGACCAAGAGUCCCCUGUCAUCUCCACAAUUCAGAGACAAAUAGUCACAGCCGAAACUUUGAUGCUUUUGUAUUGUAUUCUUUGUGUGGUGACCUUCCUUUUCAUUUCAGUCUCACAGAUUUUUGGGAGCCUUUCCCCAGAUCCCAACAGCUUCAUUCCCACAAGCAGCUAUGGAACAGUCUGCCCAAAACAGUGGGACUUUUAUCAAGGAAGAUGUUUUUUCUUAUCCACUUCUGAAUUGUCCUGGAACAGAAGCAAGGACUUUUGUGAAAGGGAAAGUGCCACUUUGGCAAUUGUCAACACGCUAGAGAAACUGAAAUUUCUCCAAAACAUAACAAGUGCUGAAAAGUAUUUUAUUGGCUUAAUAUAUCAGCAUGCAGAGAAGAGGUGGCGUUGGAUCAACAACUCUGCGUUCAAUGGCAAUGUUACCAAUUGGAAUCAAAAUUUCAACUGUGCGACCAUUGGCCUAACAAAGACAUUUGAUGCUGCAUUAUGUGAUACCAGCUACCGCAGUAUCUGCGAGAAGAAUGCCAAAUGAUCCCUGUCCUCUGUGACAGGAACAAAUACACUUAUAGAGACAGCAAAAGAGAAUAUUUAUAGUUGCAAAUGGUCCAAGAAAUACAGAACAUCAAAUUAUUUUGUCAAUCAGCCACAGGUUACUGGCAGAUGGAGGCAGACUCUCCAUUCUGAGCCAGCAAUUCCCCAAGGCCACGUUUCCUGUGAGAGUCACACCUGCAACUCUUUUUGGUUGUCCGGUCAAUGAUUCUUUUAUCUAUCUGUUCCCUAGUAGAGGCCCUUGCCUGUUUGGGAAAAUGAGCUUCUGUAUUCUGCUUUGGGGGACUGGAUGCUAGCCAUCUCCAGGAUACAGGGUC